UAUUUUUAAAUUUUUUUAUAUUUAGUGCACUUAAAUUUCACUUAAAAAAGUUUAAUUUAAGAGUUAUUAAUUUUGAAUUUAAUUAAGCAUAUAGAAAUGCCUUAAUUAAUAUUAAAAUCUUGUGACAUGAUCAUUCUAAGGAAAUCAUAGAAAGUUAUUUGUAAAUUUAUUGAACAAAAGUACUAAAAAUGAAAGGUACUUACGGAUUUCUAUGAAUUACAAUAUUAAUAAUAUUAGAAUAAUUCGCAUUUCUGAAAUUCGACGUAAUAAAAAAACAAAGCAAUAAUAGCCUGUAAAGACUAGCCGAUUGAAAGUAUCAGUUGUUACUGAAAAUGAAAAAAAGAUAUAUAAAUAUUUUAUUCAUCAUUAUCACAACAUUAUUUAUAUGGAUACUGUGGAGUUCUGACACUGAGACAAAUAACACAAUACUUUUAUUAAAACAAAAUAAUUAUUAUAUUAAAGAUCUCCUGAUUUCACCUUCGCCUUCUGUUUGCACAGAAAACCAAUUUCUAGUGAUAAUAGUAACAUCAUAUGUAGGUCAUGUGGAACUAAGAAGUGUACAUAGAAGAUCAAUGCCAUCAAGUCUUUUAAAAUCUAUGAACAUAACUAGAAUUUUCUUAUUAGCUAAAAUACCACCAGAUGAAAGAUAUAUAACACAAGAAGCUAUUAAAGAUGAAAGCACAAUCUUUGAUGAUGUACUACAAGGUUCUUUCACAGAAAACUACAGGAAUUUAACACACAAACAUCUUAUGGGACUGCAAUGGGCAUCAACUGUCUGCAAGCCUUCAUAUAUACUUAAAGUGGAUGAUGACACAGUGUACAAUUUACAGAGCACUCAUAAAUUACUAUUGCAAAUGAAUAAGUCAAAUGACAACUUACUCAUAGGAUACAUGUUGAAUAAUACAAAACCUAGGAGAAGUAAGCAGAAUAAAUGGUAUGUUACUUGGGAAGAGUAUCCUAGAAAUGAAUAUCCGCCAUAUUUAUCUGGUUGGUAUUAUAUAAUAACUUCUAAAGUGGCAACAAGUUUAUGUGAGGAGGCAAUGUACCAUCCAUAUUUUUGGAUAGAUGAUAUAUUUGUGACUGGAAUAUUGACAGAAUCUCUCAAUAUUAAACUUAAGCAAUUGCCAGAAGACUACUGGCUAGAAUAUUAUGAAUUACUUGAAUGCUGUUUGACAGAUAUGAUAAUUAGAUCAAUAAGAUGCAAUUAUGUGGUAGGUCCAAACGGUGGCAGAAAUAAUUUAAUGUUAGAGUUCACCGAAGCCAUAAGGAAUUGUGAUGACUGGAGGAACUGUACAAGGAGGGUGUCUGAAAAGUCUCUAAAGAAUGAAUGUGUAGUGAAUAAAGAACGUAACAUCUUCAGCAAUGGGACUGCUGAAGUGCAUUUUGUUAGGUUAUAGAUUUUUAUACUAACUUGUUAAUUAUAAUAUCAAUAUAAAAUAUCAGAUUAUAACAGCUGUUGCAAUUAAUACUGUGAUAUUAUUUGAUUAAGUGAUAUACAUUAUACAUUAAAAUAAAAUAAAAGAUAAUAUAACA
This is a messenger RNA of Galleria mellonella (greater wax moth), 1533 nucleotides long. RefSeq names its product beta-1,3-galactosyltransferase 5-like. The record is from RefSeq and is a predicted model, not a curated record. Gene Ontology annotation, cellular component: membrane. NCBI's taxonomy places the organism in Eukaryota, Metazoa, Arthropoda, Insecta, Lepidoptera, Pyralidae. The coding region runs from base 333 to 1397 and encodes 354 amino acids. Gene Ontology annotation, molecular function: hexosyltransferase activity. The transcript has 4 exons.